ACUCAUGAAAUUUAUUGAUAGUUGAACCUAUGCUGUUUGAAUUUUUUCUCUUUCUGCUGGGGCCAUAAGUAAACAGAGAAAAACUCACAAUGUUAGUUUCCAUUAAUGCAGGUCGCCGAUAUUCGGUUUUUUCACGUUACCCGAUGCCAACUGCUGAUGUAGACAAUUUGAUGGACUUCUUUGGACACUUACAACGUAAGCAGACCUCUGGCUCUAAGCUCAGUCUGAAUUCGGGUUGAAUGAUGGUGACACAAGUGGUCCUCUGUUUGGGAGUUCUCUUAGUUGGCCUGGCCUUAGCCUCAGAAGCCUGGCUGCUAUCGCAAUCCGACCUAAACGAGUCCAGUUAUUACGUGCGCCACCUGUCGAUGCACUUUUCGCGCGUUUUUCUCAGUGUCAAUGUGGAAAGCAAUGAAUUUGCCACUCUGAUCGAAGCGCAGUGGCCGGUUUCGUACUUUCCCAUGCCCACGGUGGUGUUUCCCAAUGCCGAUGUUCAUGCCAACGGAGACCAUGAUGACUGCUCGCUCCUGCAACAGGCCCACUGGUCGCAGGUGGAUGCACUGAGUCGACUGUGGGUCAUGGACAUUGGGGUCCCGGGCAGCAGGUGCCCGCCCCGUCUGUUUGUCUUCGAUUUGAUACGCAACAAUGCGGAACUGUUGCGCAUCGAUUGUGGUCAGCAUAUAGGCGCCAACGACACCCAAUCUCUGGUGGUGCAAAUGGGUCCCAAGGGUCCGGGUUGCGAACAGGAGCGACACAUUUACUUCAUCGUGGGUAUGGUGCCGGAAAUUCUCGCCUACGACGUCCUGGAACAGACAUGGCAACGUCGCCCAUUGCAAAGUCACAAGUUCGAGCACAUGAACCAAUCGUUUCCCAUCAAACCGGUGGACUUCACAUUCGGUCUUCAGGGCGAACUCAUCCUCUGCGAUCAGGAUGGCGACCUCUACAGCACCGUGGAUAGACUGGAAAUGGAAGGCAAACAUGAGUUACUCUCCACUUCUAUAGAAAACAGCAUAAAACUCACCCAUUUGGGCAGUCUCCUCGGCAGCAGUCGCAGCAUGAUCAUCGAUAAUUUUGGAACCUUGUACUAUGUGAUCCCCAAGUUCGGAGCCGUUGUGAGAUGUGCCAAACUGGCCAACAUAACGGCCGAGGGCAAUGAAAUCAUAUAUCUCACCUCGAAGAACAUCCAGCAGAUAUUCUUCACCUCCAACGAUGCCUUGUGGGUGCUUAGUGAUCGGGUUCUAAACGCCCAGGACAUGUGCUUUCCUAGCUUAUAGUAACAAAUACAAGUAAUAUA
Drosophila gunungcola (fruit fly) is the source of this 1291-nucleotide messenger RNA. RefSeq lists its product as uncharacterized. The record is from RefSeq and is a predicted model, not a curated record. Gene Ontology annotation, cellular component: extracellular region. NCBI's taxonomy places the organism in Eukaryota, Metazoa, Arthropoda, Insecta, Diptera, Drosophilidae.